GCGAAAUAGUGUGGACAGAAAGUCGGCGUGCAGAAUCCAGUUGACGCGGAAGCGUGCUGCGGUUCACGGAGGCGCGGCUUUGGAUCUUUAGCCACACCGAAAUGCUCGUGAUGCGGUCGUUGCACCGGAGCAGCAGCCACGAUGGCGUGUCCGCACGUGCUCAAGUACACGAAGAACUGGCCUACGCCAAUGUACACCUUGCGGCGACCGAGCAUGCGGACUACUCUAUCCGCUGUCGCCUUCGCGACUGUUCAACAUCCAAGUCGAAAUGUUCGACGGCCGCGUGAACCACGACGAGUGUUUCUUCCAGCAGAUCCUUCCACUAGGCAUGUUCAUGGGUUCGUUGAUCACGUUCAACCUUGCCGAUCGCUUGGGAUGGGCCGCGAUGCUCGAGCUCGCCACCAUUCCGUACUGUACUUUGUACGUCCUGGGUUGGUUGUUUGUAGGCGUGGCGUUUGGCCAAGUCACACUCCGAAAUAUUAUGAAUAUUUUUCAAACGACAGCUUUUGUGUGUUUGGCUACCAAUCUACAUAUAUUAAUAUAUAG
Messenger RNA from Aphanomyces astaci, 546 nucleotides. RefSeq lists its product as hypothetical. The transcript has 2 exons. Bases 142 to 546 code for a protein of 134 amino acids. The record is from RefSeq and is a predicted model, not a curated record. Lineage: Eukaryota; Oomycota; Saprolegniomycetes; Saprolegniales; Verrucalvaceae.